AUGUCGAUAUGGUCGAGGACUGGAUGCCGCCCUCUCCGCGCUCCUCUCACUCCGCCCAGAGCGGCCUUCCGUCGUCCGGCUCCGACGACGACGACACUCCCUUCCCGGUGGUGGCCCCUGCAUCUUGGACGAUGGAUGUUGAGGACGGCCAGAGGAAUGAUCGGCUGCAUCGCCUGGCUCGUGCCCCGGUUGCCAGCAUGGGAUGCCGUGGUGAGCCUCGGGGUGGCCGGUCGAGGGACCGCGACGACGAGGGAGGGCCGGGUGCAGGCGGGCGUAGGUCCUCGAAGGACGUCCUCCUUCGUCGCGGCGACUCGCGUGCUCCACCUCGCGCUGCGCCUCCGCAGCGCUGUCGCAGCCUAUCCCCGCCUGCCAGGCGCGGAUCGAGGGAGUCCUCGGGCCGUCGCUCGGGGGCUGGGAGGGCCACCGCGUCGGCGAGAUGCCAGUCGAGGCCGCGCCAAACUAUCCCUACCCCUUCAGGGGCUGCCAGGGACACCGGCUCCGACACCGCGGCCACCCAGCCCGCCCCCGUCGCGAGGAGCAGCAUCAGCGGAAAAGACCCGGUCGAGGAUUUCUUCAGGACGGCGAAGAAGCCCACCAUCGCCUCUGUCAUCGUCGACGGCCUGGCGGCCGACGUCCACAUCGCCGCAGAGGCAGCGGUUGCAGCCUCUCUCGAGUUCGACGAGGCCCCUCUAG
This is a messenger RNA of Hordeum vulgare subsp. vulgare (domesticated barley), 693 nucleotides long. RefSeq lists its product as uncharacterized. The transcript has a single exon. The record is from RefSeq and is a predicted model, not a curated record. NCBI's taxonomy places the organism in Eukaryota, Viridiplantae, Streptophyta, Magnoliopsida, Poales, Poaceae. Bases 1 to 693 code for a protein of 230 amino acids.